AGUGUACUCUGCUCCCAUUCCUGCUAGUUUUGCAGUGGGUUUGGUUUACAGGAGCAGAGCCAGAAUGAAGCUCCUUUUUGUGGCCAGCUUGACCCUGCUGACCCUGUCCUACCUGGACCAGGUGGACUCAUCUGCCUAUGACAAGAUAGUGUACCACAGCCGCAUCCGGGCCAAGAAACAGGGGCCCAACAUGUGUGCCCUUCAGCAGGUCAUGGGCACCAAGAAGAAGUAUUUCAGCACCUGCAGGAACUGGUACAAGGGAACCAUCUGUGGGAAGAAGGCGGUGGUGUUAUAUGAGUGCUGUCCGGGUUACAUGGAGCUGGAGGGAAUGCGCGGAUGCCCAGCAGCGUCCCCCAUUGACAACGUGUACGGCACACUGGGCCUGCUGAAAGCUGACAUCACUAAGCGGUACUCUGACAUAUCCAAGAUUAAAGAGGAGAUUGAUGGAAGUGGCACCUACACCAUGUUUGCACCCACAGAUGAUGCCUGGGACCAGUUAGAUGGUACUGCAAGAAAGGCCCUGGAGGGCAAUGUGAACAAUGAGCUGUACAAUGCGCUGCACUACCACAUGGUCAACAAGCGCCUCGUUACCAAAGAUCUGAAGAAUGAUCUAAAACUGGAAUCAAUGCAUAACAACCAGGGUCUGCACAUCAACCACUAUUCCAACGGAAUUGUAACAGUCAACUGUGCCAGAAUCAUUCACGCUAACCAGGUGGCCACAAAUGGAGUGGUGCAUUUAAUUGACCGGGUAAUCAGUGCAGUGGGCAGCACCAUCAAGGAGGUGAUCAACAGCAAUGAGGAGCUUGGCUCACUGAGUGCUGCUUUUAAUGUGGAAUCAACCCUGCUGGAGAAACUAGACCAGCCUGGACACUACACUCUCUUUGCUCCAACUGAUAAUGCCUUUGACAGCAUGGACAGAGAGGUCAUCGAGCGAGUGCUGGGAGACCAGACUGUCCUUAAAGCCUUUCUGAAGUACCACCUCCUGAACUCGAUGCAGUGCUCGGAAGCCAUAAUGUCUGGCUCAGUUUACGAGACACUGGAGGGCAGCAAUAUUGAGAUUGGCUGUGAUGGUGACAGCCUCACGGUUAACGGCAUUAAGAUGGUGCUGAAGAAGGAUAUCGUUACCAGCAAUGGAGUCAUCCACCUUAUUGAUCAAGUGCUCAUGCCUGACUCAGCUAAGCAGGUGACGGAACUGGUAGGCGGCUCCCAGAGCACUUUUGGUGAUAUGGUGUCUGAGCUGGGUCUGUCUGCAGCGAUGGGUGCUGGAACUCAGUACACUCUGCUCGCCCCGCUUAAUGGAGUCUUCACUGAGGAGGUGAUGUCAAUGGACCAGCGUCUGCUGAAGAUCAUUCUGGAAAACCACAUCUUGAAGCUGAAGGUCACCCUGAGUGAACUGUACAAUGGUCAACUGCUGGAGACUCUGGGAGGGAACUUCCUGAGGGUCUUUAUCUACCGCACGGCCGUGUGCAUCGAGAACGCCUGCAUGGUCAGGGGUAGUAAAGAGGGAAGCAAUGGCGCUCUUCAUCUGCUGACGUCUUUGAUCAAAAUGCCCAAGACCACCAUGUACGAGCUGCUGGAGGCAGAUGGACGCUUCACAGUGUUCCUGUCUCUGAUGGAGAGCGCUGGGCUGACGGAGUUGCUGAAGCAGGAGGGAGCCUACACGGUCUUUGCUCCAACUGACGAUGCCUUUGAUGGCCUGACAGAGGAGGACAUGACCCUUCUCACCAAUGAUGUGAACGCGCUGAGGACCAUCCUGCUGUACCACUUCAGCAAAGGGGUGUUUCUCAAUGGAGGCCUGGAAGGAGGAGUGACCAACAUGAUCAAGACCAUCCAGGGCAACAAUCUCCAAGUGCUGUCUGUCAACAACUCCAUCCAAGUGAACUCAGUGAAUGUUCCAAGCACUGACCUCAUGGCAUCCAAUGGAGUGGUUCAUGUGGUUAAGACGCUGCUCUAUCCUGGAGAUCUGCCGGUGGGCCGGGAAGAGCUGCUGCUUCUGCUGAGGAGACUCAUCAAGUACAUCCAGAUCAAGUUUGUCGCUGGAUACACCUACAGGGAGAUCCCUCUCACCUUCAUCAAAAGAAUUAUCACCACCACUCACAUCGUUGAAUCAGUUCCUGAAGUCAAGGUGAUUGAAACCGACCCGUCCCUCAUCAAAGUCACACGAGUGAUUGAAAGACAGCCGACCGUGACAAAAGUGACGAUUGAAGGAGAGCCAAAAUUCACGAAGGUCACGAGGGUGAUUGAAAGUGCUUCAUCUGAUGGAGAAAUUGAAGAAAUUACAAAGCUUCUGGGUGAAGGCUCGGAAGUCAAGGUGAUUGAAACCGACCCGUCCCUCAUCAAAGUCACCCGAGUGAUUGAAAGACAGCCAACCGUGACAAAAGUGACGAUUGAGGGCAACAGUACACGCACUAUCAGAAAAAAGCCCAUUGUGAAGGAAACUGUCAUCAAAGAGGACCCCAAAGUCAGCAAGAUCAAAGUAAUUGAAGGAGAUCCAACCUUUACGAAGGUCACGAGAGUGAUUGAAAGCACCGGUGCUUCAUCUGAUGGAGAAAUUGAAGAACUUACAAAGCUUAUAAAUGAAGGUGGGCCAGGCAUCACCACCAUCACCAAGGUGAUCAAGAAAGAGCCGCAGAUCAUUGAAGGACCAGAUUUCUCACAGAUCACGUCUUUCAAGGACAACCCAGAUCUUAUUGAUGCAGAAUCAGAGAGGAUCACCAAACUCAUCCAACGGGGCGGUUCUCAGAAAAGGGCAGCUGUCAGAAGAUCACCAGCAGGCAUGAAGAAAAGAGUGAGGCUGGUGAGACACCAUUCCAAACCCAGUCAGUGAUCCAGAAGAAGACCACAGCAUCUGUUCACUCCAACGUCUCAAACUAAGAGUGCUGAUCCAGGACCCCGGUUAGCGUUACAGAACAGGGCUGGAACUGAUCCUAGCUCUUCUAACUGAUCAACUGGAUCAGUUCUCUUACUUUGACAAAUGAAGAACAUCUUCAGACUAUCCUGCAGUCUAAAACAGCGAUAAUCAGGAUCAGGGCAGUCUGCUGUUCCCUGCACUCUCUUUGGAGAUUUCUUUGUUAUAAAACAGAUUUUAUCCUGCAAACAUGAUUGGUUUUGAACUCUGCAUGUAAUGUUUACAGCCUCAAAGCAGCAGACAUGCUGACUUCUUUAACAAAUCAUUAUUAAUAGUUGUAAUAAGUGCCUCCCUUACAAUGUUUAUCCAUGGGGAAACUGAAUGGUGGUGGUAUGGUGGGAAUAAGAGGAGAGGUUAGAUAAUAAUAUUUUUAUAUAUUUGACGGCGAGUAAGGAGUUGUUUUUUUUAAUGGAAGACUUGAGGUCUCAUCUGUGCAUGUUUGUGUUUUCCAUGUUUAUGGUGCUUGCGUUGAAGCUUAUGAAUGGUUAGGGAUGUGCAGAACGUCUUCUGUUAUACUGUGGACCUAACCUGUGGGUAACAUGCUUUUACUUUCACUUUACUUUUGACCGUAUCUUUUUUUUUUUGCUUUUUAGAAAUAUGUCUUCAUUCGUUUCAGUCCUUUAAAUUCCUCAAAUGCAGCUGCAAUUCCAGUGUUUCACUCUUAUGUUCUGUUUAUUUUCCAAGGCAUUCUUCUACUCCUGAUGGUGUAUGUAUGUAUGUAUCACAAAGUGCCUCUAAACCCUCCUAAAGUAUGCAAAUAUUACCUCUGUUUGAUCAGCUGUAGUGUCUAAUAAAUAAAUUGAAGGCUAACUGGAAAACUGAA
Messenger RNA from Astyanax mexicanus (Mexican tetra), 3731 nucleotides. RefSeq names its product periostin, osteoblast specific factor a (gene postna). The record is from RefSeq and is a predicted model, not a curated record. Bases 65 to 2827 code for a protein of 920 amino acids. The transcript has 25 exons. Gene Ontology annotation, molecular function: protein binding. Lineage: Eukaryota; Metazoa; Chordata; Actinopteri; Characiformes; Acestrorhamphidae.